AUGAGACGUGAGAUGAGACAAUCCAUAAAAUGCAGAUUUGCACGUGAGGGGUUAGAGGUGCGAGCUAUGCCGGCACAGGCAUCCCGGCAAGAUGAGCCUCUAGUAGGUUGUCGAUACGACAAUAUGAACCGUGGUUCUACUUAUGUGGUGAACGUCGCAUGCCGACAAGUAAUUGAAAGGGAGAAUGAAGCUGACAGGGGUGCCGAGGUCCUCACGAUCCAAUCAUGCGCAUCUAUUAUCAUCAGAGCUGUCGACAGCAGUAUCGAAGAGGAGACUUCAGCACUGCCCCCGAUUCCCGACCCUUAAACCAUGGAGAGAAUAGUUGGCAUUGCGGAGCCUGACUACGCGUUUAACCUACCCUUAAAAGGAACCUGGAG
Molecule: messenger RNA, 377 nt
Organism: Pseudomassariella vexata
Lineage: Eukaryota; Fungi; Ascomycota; Sordariomycetes; Amphisphaeriales; Pseudomassariaceae
Exons: 3
Coding region: 1-306 (101 amino acids)
Source: RefSeq, a predicted model, not a curated record